Messenger RNA from Eucalyptus grandis, 1411 nucleotides. RefSeq names its product CASP-like protein 4A2. The coding region runs from base 137 to 1207 and encodes 356 amino acids. The record is from RefSeq and is a predicted model, not a curated record. The transcript has 3 exons. Lineage: Eukaryota; Viridiplantae; Streptophyta; Magnoliopsida; Myrtales; Myrtaceae.
GCCAAGAACUAUUUGCCUACUUGGCAAUCAGUCUCUCGUCCGUCGUCAAACUGCUCCAUUUUAUUUAUUUAUAAUAAGCCACCUUCAUCGGUGGACGACUCGAACUCGAACUCGAACUCGAACUCAGUCGCAGAAAAUGGAAGCCGAUGACGAUCAUCGCCGCGCCGACCGAGAAACUGUAGAAGAGCGAGAAGAAGCAGAAGAAGAAGAAGAAGAAGCAGAAGAAGAAGAGAAGCACCCGAUUCCCACUGCAUCUCCGCCCUCUUCGUCCCGCUCCGAACCCAACCCCGCAGCCACGCCGCCCCGCCCCGGAGGCGGCGAGCUGCCGUCCCCGAUGACGUCGCCGCUCCACCGGAUCGAUUCGCCCUACAACUCGUCCCUCUGCUCCGACCAGAGCCCCCUCAGCCGCUUAUCCUCCCCGCGGGACGACGCCCCAGCCCGUUCGCCCCCGCCCGUGGCCGCCCCCGCCGCGAGCCCCGACCCUCCGCCGCUCUCGCUGGCGGCGCCGGUGGCGGCGGUCUCCGUGAAGCGGUCGGUGAGGGACGGCCCGGGCCCGCUGACCGUGGUGGAUCCGGGCGCCGAGAGCGCCCAGGUCAAGCAAGAAGGCGGCGCCGGCGCCGGAGCUGGCAUCGGCGCCGAUGGCGGCGGCGGCGGCGGAGGAGGAGGAGGAGGAGUAGGAGGAGGCGGCGGGAGUGGAAGGUUGAGGCCGAGCCUGUCGAUACUGAGGAGGGUGAGGAGAGAGAGAAUGGUGAGGAGGGCGCUGUUGGUGCUGAGAGUGUGUGGGCUUGUGCUGUGCUUGGUGUCUUUCUCUGUUAUGGUGGCUGAUAAGAACCAGGGCUGGGCUCUUGAUUCCUUCUACCGAUACAGGGAGUUCAGGUACAUAGUAGCGGUGAAUGCGAUCGGAUUUGUGUAUUCGGGGCUGCAAGCUUGCGACGUUUCUUAUUUGUCAGCCACCGGAAAGCGUAUCGCUGGGUUCCAUCUCCGGCAUCACCUGGACUUUUUCCUGGAUCAGGUUAUGAGUUAUCUGCUGUUAUCGGCAUCAUCAUCGGCGGCGACGAGAGUUGAUGACUGGGAAUUGAACUGGGGAGAGGACAAGUUCCCACAGAUGGCAACUGCAUCCGUGGCUCUCUCCAUCCUGGCUUUCAUGGCCUUUGCUCUCUGCUCCAUCAUCUCUGGUUACACGCUUUGUACCCUCCGUUCCUCGUAAUCGAUGAAAACAGAUGAAUGACCUACCUACUUUUGUUUUUCUUUGGUCGGUCAAUUACCUGUGUGCAUGUACUAAAUCUACUUAAUGCAGUUUCGGUGCAAUAUAUGAAUAGUGUAGAUAAGCACGACAGAGGAUUUCACUGUUUGAUCGAAGCAUUGCGAGAGGAAAAGAGUGAAUACGAUCAGCCACUGAAAUUUUGCCUUA